AUGCCAGGCAAGGCUUUCUUCGCGGGCGCAUUCUGCAAAGGUCCCUUCUUCGGCUUGCGUCAAAGUUGCCGGAACUUUCCGAUGGUGGUGCAAUGCUUCACUUGCUUGUUGCGACAGGCUUUCCCAGGUCAGGUCUUUAGCUCCUUCGCAAUCUUUGACAAUGUGGCUGCUAGCAUGCACAAAGACAGUCGUAAUGCACCGCAUCCUAAUUUGCUGCUGGCCUUGUCCAAAUUUCAACAUGGUGAAGUGUGGCACGAGUGCUCCACUGGGACUGUUGUCCGUGAAGUCCGCGGGAUCGCUCGAAAUGGUUGCUUGCUGCCUGUUGCGGACGGUCCCCAGGUUCUGCCAGCUCAUGAAGUGUUUCAUCAAACCGAGCCUUGGACAGGUGACCGACUCAUGCUCAUUGGCUUCACCACGCAGCGCACAAAUGAGCUGCCACCAGCCGACCACGGCUUGCUGCUGUCCUUAGGCUUUGUGCUGCCGUCUUCGCCAGCUCUAAAGAAGGGGCGGGCAGUAGCGAUCGACGGCAAGGACCCACAAACAGCACCUGAGCAGGAACCCGCAAUCGAGGUGCCGAGUUCCGAUGAAGGAGAAGACAAGGUGGAGGACUUCGACGCAUCGACGAGCCGAUGCCGUGGCCCUGCUAUCAAAUGUCGGCACACUAAGGAAUGGCGAGAAUUGGUGGACGGUUUUGGCUUGUGCUCUCCCGGUCGUUGGCGUCCCUUGGCUCGUGAUGCGAGGGCUAGCUCAUCUGAAUGGGAGCAUGCAGAGAAGCUCCGGGGCGUCUUGUUGGAGGAGGUCCGUACGACGAUCAAGGACCCGAGAGCUGCGGCAUAUGCCCUGGCCACGGGCAGGAUGAAAGCAUCGCCUUUCGGUCAAGAGGUUGUACAAAGGGUCCGCACCAAGUUAGCUAACUUGUUGCCAGAUCCUGAAGCUGCUCUCCGCAUGCCACCGGGACAGCCCUUCAUGCUGCACUUGCUUUCGCAGUCGCUUGAGGUUCUGGGUGAUCCCGACUUCAGGAUACUGGAUCACGGAACGGAGUCGUUUGCAGAGGGGGUCUUUUCCCAACGGACAACUUUCAGGAAGCUUGACGAAUCCGAGUAUGAUCCUUCGAUGCUGAACUAUCGGUCUGCGGAGUUGAACGCGGAGCAGCUUGAAGCCAAAUUCCGGGAGGACGAGAGUGCUGGGUUGAUGCUUUGCACGACGGAGGCUGAGGCCAAAAGGACUUAUGGCGAAGAUGCUGUGCUCAUCGCCGCGAUGGGUGCAGUUACAAAGGCCAAUGGAGAUGUGCGGCCAUUGCACGAUGGAACACAUGGCAUCAACUUGAACAAUAAAAUCCGGAUCCUUGACAAGCUGCAGGUUCCGGGGCCAGAGGAUUUGCAGGAGGUGGCUUCAAGGGUCAAAGAAAGCAAGGAGGCUCCGUUUGCGUUGUGUGCUGACAUCAAGCAAGCACAUCGGAACGUUAAA
This is a messenger RNA of Symbiodinium sp. CCMP2456, 1467 nucleotides long. Lineage: Eukaryota; Dinophyceae; Suessiales; Symbiodiniaceae. The record is from the annotation of a GenBank genome assembly.